This is a messenger RNA of Cuscuta epithymum, 1030 nucleotides long. The record is from the annotation of a GenBank genome assembly. Lineage: Eukaryota; Viridiplantae; Streptophyta; Magnoliopsida; Solanales; Convolvulaceae.
AUCCACUUUCCUAUGCCACGCGAACGUGAUGGAGCAACACAAAAAUUGGUUGAAUUGGUUUGGGAAGACCCAAACCAACAAAAUAUCAGGUGCACCCUGUGGGCAGAUUUUGUCGACGCAAUAAGGCGUGGGGUAGAAAAGACACCAAACUUUAUGAUUGUCGUGGUUCUAAUGGUUCACCCAAGACUAUACAAAGGAGAUGUGUACAUGACCAAUAGUUACAAUGGAUCAAGGCUAAUUAUCAAUGGCUCAGAUCAAGAGAUCUUGGACUACAAAGAUAGGUUUGACUUGCAUGGAGAUGAGGGCUACAAUGGUCAACCUAUUGUGGUGACAACAGAAGAAGAGGAGCAUGGUUCAAGAGAAGGAGAUUUUGUGACAAUUGAAUCACUGUUUCAAGAAAACUUGAAUGGACGUUUUUGGGUCACUGGAGAAAUUAUUGAUAUUGAAACCGGAGAUGGAUGGUGGUAUUUAGCUUGCAGAGAUUGUGCCAGAAAAGUGGCACCGAGAUGUGGCCGUUUUGAAUGUCUCAAUCCAGCAUGUAAAACCCGACAUGAUGCAGUGAUGAGGUACCACAUUGCAUUUGAGGAAUACCUUGAAAAGAAGAGCGGAAGGAAUUUUGAUCGGGGAAGACGGACCGAGGUUAGAGAGUCGCUCGCAAUUUCGGAUGUAUUGCUGAAACCAAAAAUGAAAGAAACAAAGCGACAGAAACGGUUUCUGUUGCUUGUGGCUCUGUGGAUGUUGAUAGUGUCGCUGGUAGCACAACCAGUGAUGCCCCAUCUCCAUUUGUUGAUGCAUUGAAUUUGGUUUCAAAUACCCCAGUUGAAAGCUCAAUUUGCUGGUGCCAAUGGUAGCACAACCAGUGCUGCCCAAUCUAUUCUUUUUUAUGCCUGGAACGCUAAUGUAGAUUUAUCUCUAGUUGUUAGUGGUCCUGUGGAAGUUGAUGUGGCUGGUGGCACCGGUAGCACAACUGGUGUUGCCCCAUCUGGGAUUUCUGAUGCCUUCAAUGUUAAUUGUGAUACUGUUACAUCUG